Messenger RNA from Stereum hirsutum FP-91666 SS1, 543 nucleotides. RefSeq lists its product as uncharacterized. The transcript has 2 exons. The record is from RefSeq and is a predicted model, not a curated record. Lineage: Eukaryota; Fungi; Basidiomycota; Agaricomycetes; Russulales; Stereaceae. The coding region runs from base 1 to 543 and encodes 180 amino acids.
AUGCCUGCCUCUGAAAUCGACGACAUCUUCUCCUCCAAGGGGAAAGCAAAGGUCCCGCAGCCCGUCGCCUCAUCCUCUACUGCUCCCCCGAAGAAGAAAAAGAAGGAUAAGAAGCGUAAGCGUGAGGUCGACCCUCCUUCCGACGACCCAAAACCAUCCAAACCUAAACGCGCAAUCCCCGAGACCAUCGUCGACCCUUCUGCCCAGUUGGCCGUUUCUGCACCACCUGCGAAGCGGCCAAAAAAAGCAAAGUCGACGGAGGCCGUGAAGGCUGCUGGGAAGGAGAGCGAGGCCCGUUUCAAAGACUCGAGAGGAACAGGACCAAGACGUACGACGGAGGAAGGAUUCUCGAUUUACAAGGAGGAUGAGCUCGGUAUCAAAGAUGAAGGCGGAGGUGUGUUCUCUCCUUUUCUUCUCCUUAGUCGUUACUCACCGACACAUCUCCAGAUACACCACUGUGCCCAUUUGACUGUCAAUGUUGUAAGUGCGUCUCCCUUCGCUGCUCGGUUUACUCUCACAUAUGACCCGUUUCCAGGCUUUUGA